Molecule: messenger RNA, 4786 nt
Organism: Caenorhabditis auriculariae
Lineage: Eukaryota; Metazoa; Nematoda; Chromadorea; Rhabditida; Rhabditidae
Source: the annotation of a GenBank genome assembly
AUGUCUUUCUCGUCGGUGCUCGUGCUCUUCUGCUUCUGGCUCCCGGUGAUCAACGCCUACUCCGAGGGCACCAAGCAGCUUCUCUUCGUCCAGGCUGUCCGUUCUUUUUGGGUUGAAUUAGGCUCGACUUACAAAGAAGGUCAUAUUACUUUGCGGUCGGGAUUUUCCUGAAAGUUGGUCAAAACACUCUUUGAUGUACUAGAAGAAGAUCCUGAAAGUGUCGACCUGCACGAUUUCCUAGUUUUUGAGAAAGGACACCUCAAAGCCUAAUAAAACCAUAAAAGGCGCUGAUUCGAGCUUUCUUUCUCGAAAAUUAGAAAGUUGAGCAGUUUGAGACUUUCAGAAUCCUUUUUCUAGUACGUCAAGGUGUUUUCUGGCCAAUCUCCAGAGAACCUCUUAAAAAUAACCUUCCUUGUGAGGUUAUGAAAUUCGGAACGCACUUUUUUUUAAAGUUUAAGAAAAAUUGAACCGAUUGAGGUUAAAUUUGAAGUAAUCUUCCUUACUUUUGAUGUAAAUAUUUUCUGAAAAGGCUUACAUUUUUCAUGAAGUUCUCAAUAGAAAUCCUAGAAAUUCAUUGUAAGGGAGGGUUAAAGUCGAAGAAAAUCAUAGAAAUGCUGAUAUAGGUUUUUUUCGGAACAUAGAUCCUUUUUUUAUAAACUCGAAAAAAAUAAUCACAUUUUUUUAUCUAGUGCAAAAGUUCCAGCCUAAAUCUCAAAAAAACAUCCUGAAAAAAAGUUAAAAUAAUAAUGAUAAUUUUUUUCGGUUUGACUUUUUUGAAAAAAAGCUGUCCUCAAUUUUUAUACCUACUUUUUUUCUAACUCUAGAGAAUUUGUUAAACAAACCCUUCAAACCUUCAAAUAAAGGGAUCAUCGAAUUUUUUUCGUGCUCUUUCCUUCAAAAACCGAACUCGAAACAGGAAUUUGCUCGAUUUAGACGUCGACCCUGGCCCGUUUUAAUAGUCUGACUCCCGUUUUUAUGAGAUUUCGAAGUCAUUCAAAAAUAUCUUUUUCGACGGUCGUCAGCGUCUAUAAUUUUCUUAUCGAGAACCCAUAAAAAGGCUACUAAAAUGCUCCUAAAAUGAGCGGAAUUGACGCUGUCCGGGAAAAGUUCUAUGAAACAACGCCAGCAGGAAGAUUUCCCAAGGUUUUUGAACUUCUGAUUUUUUUUUUCGUGUAGUUUGAAGACUUUGGAGAUUUAAAAAAAAAGUUGCGAUUGAAAAUAUAUUUUCCGUGAAGCGAAAUUCAAGACUCGGUUUUGUAACAGGGUUAUAAGAUUUUUUGAUUUUAACGAUUCAAAAAAAUAGACGAAGAGCGAAAAUAUGAGUUUUUCGAUCAAUUUUCGAUCACUUUAGUGCAAAUCAUUCUUUAAAAGAUCGAUGAGAAAGCUUUAAAAAAAUAUUUAAUAUUUUUUUCCCGAUUCCUUCUGCAUUCAAAAUACUUGGUUCAUAGUGGGUCCUUUUUACUUCUAUGCUCUUUUUAAAAAAAAUAAGGAAUGAUUUUUUUGAACGAGAAGAUAUUUCGUCACAAAAAAACUGUUUUUCGAAGCUUUUUUUCUGUUUUUUUAUAGCAUGACCCGAGUUCAAAAAAAAAUUUUUUUAUUCUUUUUCAGAAAAAAAGAUUUUCACCGUUUCAAAGCGAAUUUUUUUCAAGUUUCAUUUUGAAAUUUUUCUUCGUUACUAAGUUUUGAGACAAUGAACAGAGUUUUUUUCGAUUUCACGAUUUUGAGAGUUGAUUCUAUACCAUGAAAUCAGAAAGAUUUUGGAGAACCGAAUUCUUUUUUUUUAUUCUUUAGAACCAUGAAAAUGUAUUUUUGGUUGUUUGAUUGAUCUAGUCUAGUUAUUAUCGAAAGAUUUUUUGAUUUCGCGCCUUUUUAUCAGUUCCACGAGGGGACUUGAUAAAAAAGGCGUGAAUAAGCAUGGCAAGGAGUUCACGAACAACUUCAGCGGCGAUUAUCAAUUAGGACAAGAAUGUGGGGUGUUUGAACUUCAAAAAACUCUUUUGCGUAUUUAGGAAUGCCAGAGUGGGCCCUAGAGGGUACUUAAAGGUUUUCCUCUAGGGGCCACCUUACCUUCCACUAAAGAGGCCACCAAAGUUUGUGAAAGUGGCCACUCUAGCGGAACAGAAUGAGAUACGUCUUUCCAUCUGUCAAAUCAUGAGAAAAAAUUAAAAGAUCCAUCGACAUUUUUCCGCUCCAGGCAAAAUUAUUUUUUUUCCACUAUAGGUGUUGCUUGUUUGCUUCACUCUUCUAGGGGUCACUAUGACGUUUCGAGGUUAACGUACAAUCAAAGAAGGGGUGGGAGGCGGGGCAAGGGGCGGGACGCGUAGCGUUUGCGUACGCGGUUCUUGGCGCGAGUCCAAUUCAAUCGCCGCCGACUAUUUAAAAAGCUCGGCAACCGUUCUUUUUUUCUAUAUUUUCUAUUAUUAUUUGAUGCACACAUGAGCAUAAUCAAUAAAUAAUUGAAAAAAAGGAGUGAAAAAGGGCGAUAAAUCAGCUAUCUGAAUGCUUGCUGGCGGUUGAAUUGAACUCGUGCCAAGAACCGCGUACGCACACGCUACGCGUCCCGUCCCUUGCCCCGCCUCCCUCGCCUUUCAAGUCGGGAAACAUUGACUAUAUUUCAAAAUUGCAUAAAUUUUUAGGGUCUAGGGCAUUUUCCAUUGCAUGUUGUAAUCUACUUGUCAGAUAAACAGAGGAUUAAUUUUUUUAAAUUUAAGUUUUAUUAUUUCACUGACUGACAAAACAGGAAAGUAGUGAUCUAAACCAUGAAAGAAAAGAUUGUUUUGAGGCUAUUCUCUGUAUUUCGAUUUUAAUUUGGAAUGAAGUUUUAGGAAAAAAAAAUUGUAGGGAUUAGGGGAAGAAAGAGCCCCUCUAGAGGACAAUCAAGGGUUCCCUAUAGGGGUAAAAUUAGAGGGUCUGGAUUAUUGAGUUUGGAAAUCUUCUCAUAUAAGAAUGAAAUCUAUCAUGCUCCUCUAGAAUGACCUUUUUGCAAGCUUGAGUGCUCCCUAUAGGGGGAACUCGAGGUGGUCCCUAGAGGGAUACCUUCGAGGGCCUUUAACUUUGUCCCUAUAGGGACCACUCUGGCGUUCUUGACGAAACGAGACCGAAAAUUGAACUUUAACUCGUAUUAAUAUCAAAUCAACUAGAAAAUUUGAAAUAACUCAAAAAUAAAUGUUCAGCUUUGGCGCCACGGAGACCGUUCGCCGACCAAGACAUGGAAAACCGACGGAUUCCAGGAAUCGUCGUGGACUUUUGGCGGCGGCGGUUGGGGACAGCUUUCGCCGGUAUAACUAAAUAUCAAAUCAAGGAUUAAUUUUGAGAGAUAUUGUUCAGAAAGGCAUGACCCAGCACUUCAAACUCGGGAAAUUGCUCCGCUCUCGGUACAUCGAGAGUAUGAAGUUCCUGCCGCCGGUUUAUGACUCCAAAAAGGUUUUUAAGAGAAAAUUCUUCUUUGAAGUUUCUAUACUAAACGAUAUAUAGAAGCUGUAGAAAAAAAUAAUGAAAAAAAUAAUUAUUUUUACAUUGCAUUUUUCGAUCAGAAAACUGUUUUUUGUUUUCGUAGAUCAUCAGAACGUAGCAAGUUUUUGAAAAUAAUAGUUGAUUCUGGAUUCGUAUGAAUCUUUAAAAAUGAACUCGGAAAAAAAUAUUAAAUCAAAAAAAUGUUUUUUUGGAGGAAACUUAAAUUUCAGCAUGAUAUGAAACCAAUAUUUACUUCUUUUUUUAAAAUUUUUCCCUUUUUUUGCAAAGAAUGAAAAAUUAUUUUUUUGGUCGUAAAGGUAAAGUUUAAAAUCACGGUUUUUAGAACGGAAAAAAAUUCAAACAAAUCAGAACAAUAAACCGUCUUAUUUUUAACUUUCAAAGAAACUGGAAGGUCAUGUUAAUUUCUUUUUUUUUCCAUUUUUUCAUUUUAAAAUAAAUUGGAACAUAAAGUUACGUACUUAAAAAUACGCCCUUUCUAAAAAAAAUCUGCCACCCACACAAAAUUCCGCCAUUUGCGACAUUAUGCAAUUUUAAAAUUGGAAUUUAAAGCUCGAACUUCAGAUCUACAUCCGGUCGACCGACGUCAACAGAACCAUCAUUUCGGCCAUGUCCAACAUGCUCGGAAUGUACGGCCAAGACAACUAUGGAGCAACGGCAGGUUCGACCAAAAAAAAAUAUUGAUCAGCUGGCCUUAUAAGCUCCAAGUUCUCAAUUUCAUAGACAGCCAGAAAUUUCGAUUUUUAAGUUUUUAAUGGAUUUCUGAUCUGCAAACUUCUUUUAAAAUCUAAUAAAAACAGCAAAAGAUCUACAAAGACUUUUUCCUUGUUUGAAGUUCAAAAUGGACAAAUAUUUUUGGAAGUAAGUCUAAAAAUGUUCAGGAAAAGACUAUCCAGACAUUGACGGCUGGCCUCGAGGCUUCAUCCCGAUCGCCACUCACACCGUCGACGACGACACCGAUCAUGUCAGUUCCCAUUUCAAUUUUAUCGAUUUAAAAAAAAUGAGAUGUUUAUUUCUUGAAACAGUCGUUUCCGAUGCCAGCCAGCGUUUGGUAAUUCGGAUCGUGGGUGGCUGAAAAAUCGGGGCUUCAAAAACACGUUUGAGGGUUUUUAAAAGAGCAUGAACACAUUCCGAUAUUGAUGAAACUCCGAUUAGCUGUUUCAUUUUUAUUCAUUUGAUAUAUGCGCCUUGAAACACAACACAACCUGGGGCGUUUGAAAGGUUAAUGGCGCUUGAAGGGAUCGAACCAAAGACCUGUUUCCCCCAACACAAGAGCCCUAUCCACUACACCAAGUUGCAAAAUGAGAAACGUUGA